This is a messenger RNA of Erigeron canadensis, 1029 nucleotides long. RefSeq lists its product as uncharacterized. The transcript is spliced from 3 exons. Gene Ontology annotation, molecular function: zinc ion binding. NCBI's taxonomy places the organism in Eukaryota, Viridiplantae, Streptophyta, Magnoliopsida, Asterales, Asteraceae. The coding region runs from base 1 to 1029 and encodes 342 amino acids. The record is from RefSeq and is a predicted model, not a curated record.
AUGUUGAGGUCAUAUGCAGAUGAAUUACUUGCUUCAAACCCUGGCUCUACCAUAAACAUUGGUGUUACAAGGAAUCUAGAUGGGAAGAGUUAUUUUGAUAGGAUGUACAUUUGUCUCAAGGGAUUGAAAGAAGGUUGGAAAAGAGGUUGCAGGAAGGUUAUUGCAUUAGAUGGAUGCUUCAUGAAGAGUCCAGCAACAGGAGAGCUUCUUACUGCAAUUGGAAGAGAUGGAAACAACCACAUCUAUCCAAUUGCAUGGGCUUUGGUUAGUGUUGAGAAUAAAAAUAAUUUGACUUGGUUCUUGGAGUUGCUAUCUGGUGAUCUGGACAUUGAAUGUGGGGUUGGCAUCAAAGUCAUCUCUGAUCAGCAUAAGGGAUUGAUAGAAGCAGUGAAAGACAUGUUACCCUAUGCAGAGCAUAGGCAAUGUGCAAGACACAUCUAUGAGGGGUUUAGAAAAAGAUAUAGUGGUGUGUUGUUUAGGUCCAUGUUCUGGUCAGCCUCUAAGGCUAGUUACCCACAACUGUUUGAAAAGGUUAUGAAGGAUAUUAAGAGUACAGACCCUAGAGCUUAUGAUUAUCUGAUGGACAAGAACCCAAAAAGCUGGUCUAGAGCAUUUUUCAAAUUGAAUAGGGCUUGUGAUAGUGUAGAGAAUGGUUUUAGUGAAUGCUUCAACUCUGUCAUAUUAUCAGUGAGGAAUAAGCCAAUCAUAACAAUGUUUGAGGCAAUAAGAUCCAUCAUAAUGGAGAGGCAAGAUGUGAUGAGGAUAUUAUGUUUGAGAUGGAAGACUGACAUAUCUCCUUCAAUUCAAAACAGAAUUGAGUGGGCCAAGGACCAACAAAGGUUUUGGAAAUCUUUUCAUGCUGGGAACUCUCAUUGGGAAGUGAGACAAUUGUAUGAGGCAUUUAAGGUAAAUGUGGAUGAAAAAACAUGUAGCUGCAGAAUGUGGGGACUUUCUGGUAUCCCAUGCCCACAUGCUUGUGCAGUUAUAUUCAAGAUCAACAAGAGACCUGAAAACUAUGUUCCUGGUUAG